UUCAUCAAGAAAGGAGGAUCCAUCUGGGCUACUCCUCUGCAAGCAGUACUCAAAACACAGCCCAUUUUCAAAAGGCAAAAGCUAUGGAGCUACCCAAGGGACGGAGGGGAUCUCACAUGGUCAUGAUCCUGUCAGCAGGAAUCAUUCUGAGCUGUGUCUUGCAGCUUGGAGCGGCGCAGAGAAGAAUUUCCAUCAUCCUUGAGCCACCAAAACCUCAAGAGGGUCAAGAUGUCACCCUGUCCGUUCAGGGAGGCCCACAACAGCUUAAACUGUGCGAAUGGAGUCGAGAUAUCCGUAAGGGGGGACUAGAGACCAUCCUUGAAUACAACCCAAACAAAUCCCCCCAGCAGAGAAACGGCACAGCCUUCAGCGGGCGGGAGACAGUCAGAGCGGAUUGCUCCUUGCGUAUCACAAAGCUGAGACAGUCCGACGAGGGGAACUACUCUGUGAUUAUCGAAGGGGCCUCGACCAGGCAACAACCCCCUCAGAAACCCGACCAAGAACCAGACGAGUUCUUUGAAGGCUCUGUUUAUCUACAGGUGUCAGUCUCGAAUCAAAUUACCAUCACUGUCCUGUCCACACCACAGCAACCCAACGAAGGUCAGCAAGUCACUCUGACCCCGCAAGGAAUCCCCAAGAAGUUUGAGCUUUGUGAAUGGUUCAAACAGGGCGCUUUCGGGAACCUACGUCCCAUCACCUCGUACAAACCCAAUGACCAGCAAAACCCUCAGAGUACUGACCCCGGCAGCAAGGGGAGGCUAUCUGUGAGAGAGGAUUGCUCUUUGCACAUCACUCAACUUACCACCUCCGACUCCGGCACUUACAUUGUGCAGAUACAGGUUCUUUCGGACAGGCAGCAACAACAACCAGGUCAGGAGACCAGGCCCCAAGAGCCCGGAGUACCACGGGAAUACAGAGGCCAAGUAGAACUGCAGGUCAAGGCAGUCUCUAGCAAAGACCCACAGAAGGGUGGGCACAACCAUUCAGCGGGCUUGAAUUACUCUGCCGGAGUCAUCGCAGGAGCUUUGCUGGGGGUCUUUGCCUGGACGGACACGUUGACCUCCCUCUUCUACGGCCUCUGUGCCACUUUGUCUUGGCCUGGGCGCCUCCUGUGAAUGUCAAAAGUGAAGAUCCACAGCAUUGUGCUUGAAAGGUACACAGUGAUUCCCAACAGUUUGUUUUUGAUUUAUCCUAAUUAUUUCCCCCUGGAUUUCUACUAGAACUAUCUUGAAAAUGUAACACCUUUUGAGCCACCACAGAAAACAAGCGUGUUUUGUUAGGUUUGCAGCUCAUGUACAGAGAAAAAACAAUGUGUCUGCCAUCCAAUAAAAAAAAAUUCAUCUA
This is a messenger RNA of Eublepharis macularius, 1344 nucleotides long. Its product is annotated as carcinoembryonic antigen-related cell adhesion molecule 19-like. Lineage: Eukaryota; Metazoa; Chordata; Lepidosauria; Squamata; Eublepharidae. The record is from RefSeq and is a predicted model, not a curated record. The coding region runs from base 84 to 1115 and encodes 343 amino acids. The transcript is spliced from 6 exons.